AUGACUAGCUCAACUACUCCAGUCGUCAUCGAUGGUAAAGGUCAUCUUUUGGGACGUUUAGCAUCCAUCACUGCCAAACAAAUUCUUAAUGGUCAAUCAAUAGUUAUUACAAGAUGUGAAUUAAUUAAUAUAAGUGGUAAUCAUUUUAGAAAUUUAUUAAAUUAUAAAGAUUAUUUAAGAAAAUCUACAAGAUAUAACAAAACUAAAGGUCCUUUCCAUUUUAGAGCUCCUUCAAGAAUUUUUUAUAAAGCUGUUAGAGGUAUGAUUCCUCAUAAAACUGCAAGAGGUGCAGCAGCAUUAGAAAGAUUAAAAGUAUUUGAAGGUGUACCACCACCAUAUGAUAAACAAAAAAGAGUUGUUGUUCCACAAGCUUUAAGAGUUUUAAGAUUAAAACCAGGUAGAAAAUAUACUACUGCUGGUAAAUUAGCUUCAGCAGUUGGUUGGAAAUAUGAAUCAGUUGUUGAUAAAUUAGAAGAAAAAAGAAAAAUUAGAAGUGCUGAAUUUUAUGCAAAAAAGAAAGCUCUCAAUAAAAAAAUUGCUUCUGCUCAAGCUAAUAAUGCUGAUUCUGAAGUUGUUACUAAAUUAGUUGCUUUUGGUUAUUAA
This is a messenger RNA of Lodderomyces pseudojiufengensis, 603 nucleotides long. RefSeq names its product 60S ribosomal protein uL13 (gene RPL16A). The record is from RefSeq and is a predicted model, not a curated record. Bases 1 to 603 code for a protein of 200 amino acids. Gene Ontology annotation, cellular component: cytosolic large ribosomal subunit; ribosome. Gene Ontology annotation, molecular function: mRNA binding; structural constituent of ribosome. Gene Ontology annotation, biological process: negative regulation of translation; translation. The transcript has a single exon. NCBI's taxonomy places the organism in Eukaryota, Fungi, Ascomycota, Pichiomycetes, Serinales, Debaryomycetaceae.